AUGCACAUCCAAGUUCCAUUUCCACUUUUUUUUUGCACCCUCUCUUCCUCCUACCCUUCCUUCCUUCCUUCCUUCCUUCCUUCCUUCCUUCCUUCCUUCCUUUCAUUUCUUUCUUUAUCUCUUUUUUCCUUCCUUUCUUUCUUAAUUUCUUCCUUCCUUCCAUUAUUCAUUCAUUUCUUUAUACAUCCAUUUUAUUUCCUUCAUUGCUUUCUUUAUCUCUUUUUCCUUCAUGUCUUUCUUCAUCCCUCCCUUUCAUUAUUCAUUCAUUUCUUUAUAUAUCCAUUUUAUUUCCUUCAUUGCUUUCUUUAUCUCUUUUUCCUUCAUUUCUUUCUUCAUCCCUUCCUUUCAUUAUUCAUUCAUUUCUUUAUACAUCCAUUUUAUUUCCUUCAUUUUUUUUAUCUUUUUUUUCCUUCAUUUCUUUCUUCAUCCCUUCCUUUCAUUAUUCAUUCAUUUCUUUAUACAUCCAUUUUAUUUCCUUCAUUGCUUUCUUUAUCUCUUUUCCUUCCUUCCUUUCUUCAUCCCUUCCUUUCAUUAUUCAUUCAUUUCUUUAUACAUCCAUUUUAUUUCCUUCAUUGCUUUUUUUUCUCUUUUUUCAUUUCAUUUCUUCAUUCCUUCCUUCCUUCCAUUAUUCAUUCCUUUCUUUAUACAUCCAUUUUAUUUCCUUCAUUGCUUUCUUUAUCUCUUUUUCCUUCAUUUCUUUCUUCAUUCCUUCCUUCCUUCCAUUAUUCAUUCAUUUCUUUAUACAUCCAUUUUAUUUCCUUCAUUGCUUUCUUUAUCUCUUUUUCCUUCAUUUCUUUCUUCAUCCCUUCCUUUCAUUAUUCAUUCAUUUCUUUAUACAUCCAUUUUAUUUCCUUCAUUGCUUUCUUUAUCUCUUUUCCUUCAUCUUUUUCUUCAUCCCUUCCUUUCAUUAUUCAUUCAUUUCUUUAUACAUCCAUUUUAUUUCCUUCAUUGCUUUCUUUAUCUCUUUUUCCUUCAUUUCUUUCUUCAUUCCUUCCUUCCUUCCAUUAUUCAUUCCUUUCUUUAUACAUCCAUUUUAUUUCCUUCAUUGCUUUCUUUAUCUCUUUUUCCUUCUUUUCUUUCAUUUCUUCCUUCCUUCCAUUAUUCAUUCAUUUCUUUAUUCAUUCAUUUUAUUUCCUUCAUUGCAUACUUUAUCUCUUUUUCCGUCCUUUUUUUCUUUAUUCCUUCCUUCUUUCCAUUAUUCAUUCAUUUCUUUAUACAUCCAUUUUAUUUUCUUCAUUUCUUUUUUUUAUCUUUUUUUUCUUUCUUUCAUUGUUUAUCUCUUUUUCCUGGCUUCCUUCAUCUGUUUUCCUUCCUUCAUUGUUUUCUCUAUCUCUUUUUCCUUUCCUCCAUUAUUCCUUCCUUCACCUUUUUUCCUUUUCUUCACUGCUUUCUUUGUUUCUUUUCUACCCUUCCUUUAUUACUUUCUUCCUUCAUCUAUUUUCCUUCUUUCAUUUCUUACUUUAUCUUUUUCCUUCCUUCCUUUGUUCCUCUUUUCCUUCAUCAAUUUUCAUUGCUUUAUUUAUUUUUCAAUUUCUUUCUUCACUUUUUCUUCUUUCCUUCUUUUUUCUUCCACACAAACAACGUUCUCACCUUCCUUCUUUCAUCUUUCCUUCCUUCUUUACUUCAUUAUUUCAUUCAUUAAUACAUCCCGUAUUUCUUUUAUUCAUCCAUUCAUUCAUUCUUUCUUUCCUCGUUUCAUUCCUUCAUUCAUUUAUACUUUCCUUAUUUCAUUCAUUGAUUCCCACUUUCUUUCCUUUAUCCCUCACUUUUCCUUCCUUCCCCCUUUCAUUCAUUCAUUCAUAUCUUUAUUUCUUUUUCUUCUUUCCUUAUUUUAUACUUUCUGUUUUUUUCUUCCACUCUAACAACGUUAACUUCUUCUUUUCUUUCAUCCUUUCUAUUCUUUCCUUCCUUUUAAAUUUCAUUCAUUUGGCCUUUCCUUCUUUUACUUAUUCCUUUAUUCGUUCCUUCCUUGUUUCAUUCAUUGAUUUCGUCCUUAUUUCCUUCAUACAUUCUCUUUCCUUCCUUCAUUUCUCUCAUCAUUUCUUCAUCCAUUCCUUCCUUCAUUCCUUCCUCUUUUUAGUUUUCAUUCUGUGUUCAAUUGUUUCUUAUAAAUUGCUAAACGUAAUAUUUCUGAACUAUAAUAAUCUGCUGUUCAAUUUCUAA
Molecule: messenger RNA, 2163 nt
Organism: Acanthosepion pharaonis
Lineage: Eukaryota; Metazoa; Mollusca; Cephalopoda; Sepiida; Sepiidae
Source: the annotation of a GenBank genome assembly